ACGUUAGAGGGGCAAGCUUGUGAAUGGUUCCAUAAGUUGCCUUAAGGGUCGAUUGACAAGUGGAGCGACCUGGCCCAUAAAUUUUUGGUGCACUUCGCAUCUAGCCGGAGACAAAAGCUCCCGUUCUCACACUUGCUCAAUGUGAAAAUCCGGAAAGGGGAGCAACUCCGGGAAUUUAUCAACAGGUGGGAGAAGGAGGCUAGGGACGUCCAAGGGGCAGACGACCAUGCCCUGAUCGCCAUGCUCCAAGCGGCACUCCCUCAAGGGGAUGUGCGCAAGGAGCUGCGACGGAAUCCACUCUCGACCUACAAGUAGAUGCUAGCCAGGGCGAAGUAUCUAGCGUUGGAAGAAGAAGACGACGAGCCACCUGUCCGGAAGGAGAAGAAGAGCGGACACCCAGUGGCGGAAGGAAGAAAGAGGAAAGAUUUUGGUAAAGGACCGAACCCUACCGGAUAUCAGACGAGUAGACAGCCCGUCCAUGCAGUACAGUCCUUACCAGCCCCUCCCCGCAGCCAAGAAAGCUAUAACGUCCAAGACGCGCCCAAGUACUGCGAAUACCAUCGUAACAGCACCCACAACACGUCGAAGUGCGUUACGCUGAAGAAGGAAAUGGACCAGCUGAUUGCUAGAGGACCGCCUCCUCGGCCGGAGCGACCAGCACCUGGGAACCGAACCUGGAGGAGGCCGGCGGCCGCCGCUGCAGCGAUAACCGCUGAGGAUGGGCAGGAGGACGGAAGAUGGCAUCUGGGGAGAGAUUGUGACGACCUGGAUGAGGAAGAGCGACAAAAUCGCCAACAUUUGGGAUGUCGGUUUAUUAUGGGUGGCAACACCGGAGGGGACUCGGUGUCCUCACAAAAGAAGUGGAAGAAUAUGGUACAUCUGGCUGAAGUGCAAAGGCCACCGCUGCCCAAACGUAAGAAGAAGGAACCGUUGAUCUUCACAUAUGAAGAUUACCCGCCAGUUCUCAGUCCCCAUCGGGAUGCACUGGUGGUGAAGGUAGAGAUCAAUAGUGUGGUCGUCCAUCGCAUGUUGGUCGAUACUGGCAGCUCGGUCAAUAUCAUGUACAACAAUACCUUCAAGGAGCUGGGGUUGUCACGGGGCGACCUUAAACCAAUCCGUACCCCGUUGUCAGGAUUCACAGGGGACACUAUCGAACCAAAGGUUUUUUCCAACCAAAGGAAGCAGGGGGUUUUUUCCAACCAAAGGUUGAGGAGACCUGAAUGCUUGAAAUAAGGUUCAAAAGACAACUUGAAAAGAAGAUGGGACUUGUAAGAAAACAGGUGACAUCGA
Cuscuta campestris is the source of this 1290-nucleotide messenger RNA. NCBI's taxonomy places the organism in Eukaryota, Viridiplantae, Streptophyta, Magnoliopsida, Solanales, Convolvulaceae. The record is from the annotation of a GenBank genome assembly.